Molecule: messenger RNA, 2706 nt
Organism: Morus notabilis
Lineage: Eukaryota; Viridiplantae; Streptophyta; Magnoliopsida; Rosales; Moraceae
Product: ATP-dependent zinc metalloprotease FTSH 4, mitochondrial
Exons: 8
Coding region: 207-2363 (718 amino acids)
Biological process (GO): proteolysis
Cellular component (GO): chloroplast thylakoid; membrane
Molecular function (GO): ATP binding; ATP-dependent peptidase activity; metalloendopeptidase activity
Source: RefSeq, a predicted model, not a curated record
CGUUGCUUUGCAGUUUUUGUUCCUUCUUCGCUGCCGCGAACACACGCACGCACUCUCUCUCUCGUUUUCUUUUUCGUCCCCAUCUUUCUUUCUCAUUUUCUUCCGCGCCAAGCACCAAGUUUUAUCGGACGGAAAGCUCUGGAGAAGGUGGAGAGUGGGAGGAGGUCCGUGAAUAACGAGCUUGACGUUUGGGUCUCGUAACAGAGAUGGCUCUGAGGCGUCUGAUCAUGGAGGUUUCAAGGAAUCGGUCAGCAAUGGAACAAUAUAAAGUUCUGCUUUCUAGAAGUUGUAUGCUGCCUGCACAAAAGGUUGGAGGUGGUGGAGGGAACAUGCUUUUAAAUCCUCAAGGGAGGUUUCAGUCAAGCUAUGUUGGUAAUUUAUCUCGCAGAGUACGUGAUGUACUAGACGAAGCCCAUGAAGUUGCCCAUUUGAAAGAACUUUACCGUCGUAGUGAUUAUGAAGCAGUGAUUAGAUUAUUUGAAAGUGAACCAUCACUACAUUCUAAUCCUUCGGCACUAGCUGAAUAUGUGAAAUCAUUAGUUAAAGUUGAAAGGCUGGAUGGGAGUGAGUUGCUGAAAACACUGCAGAGAGGUAUUUCUAAGCAUGCAGGGGAGGCAGAAAAUGGUGGUGGGCUUGCAGCUUUUAGGAAUUUUGGGAAACCUACAAAAAAUGGUAUACUUGGAACUGCAAGUGCACCUAUUCAUAUGGUAUCUGCAGAAGGAGGUAAUUUCAAAGAGCAGCUGUGGCGUACUAUUCGUACUAUUGCACUGGCUUUUCUCCUGAUUUCUGGCGUAGGAGCACUGAUUGAGGAUAAAGGCAUAAGUAAAGGGCUGGGUCUAAAUGAAGAGGUGCAACCUAGCAUGGAGUCAAACACAAAGUUUAACGAUGUAAAGGGUGUUGAUGAGGCAAAGGGAGAGCUAGAAGAAAUUGUUCAUUAUCUUCGAGAUCCUAAGCGCUUCACUCGUCUUGGUGGCAAGCUUCCAAAAGGUGUUUUGCUUGUUGGCCCACCUGGCACUGGCAAAACAAUGUUAGCAAGAGCUAUUGCGGGAGAAGCAGGGGUCCCUUUCUUCUCUUGUAGUGGCAGUGAGUUUGAAGAGAUGUUUGUUGGUGUUGGCGCCCGAAGAGUGAGGGAUCUUUUUUCUGCUGCAAAGAAGCGGUCACCUUGCAUAAUCUUCAUUGACGAGAUAGAUGCCAUAGGUGGUAGCCGCAACCCCAAGGAUCAGCAGUACAUGAAGAUGACACUGAAUCAGUUGCUUGUUGAACUGGAUGGUUUCAAACAAAAUGAAGGAAUCAUUGUGAUCGCUGCGACUAAUUUCCCCGAGUCACUUGACAAGGCGCUUGUGAGGCCUGGACGAUUUGAUCGCCAUAUUGUUGUUCCUAAUCCAGAUGUUGAAGGACGGAGGCAAAUUAUGGAGGCUCACAUGUCAAAGGUUCUUAAGGCAGAUGACGUGGAUUUGAUGAUCAUUGCUAGAGGGACUCCUGGGUUCUCAGGUGCAGAUCUUGCAAACUUGAUUAACAUCGCUGCACUGAAGGCUGCAAUGGAUGGUGCUAAAGCAGUGAGCAUGGCUGAUCUGGAGUAUGCCAAGGAUAAGAUUAUGAUGGGAAGUGAGCGCAAGUCAGCUGUAAUAUCUGAUGAGUCGCGAAAGCUAACGGCUUUCCAUGAGGGUGGACAUGCUCUUGUGGCUAUCCAUACCGAUGGUGCUCUUCCAGUUCACAAGGCGACAAUAGUUCCCAGAGGAAUGGCUCUUGGCAUGGUUUCCCAAUUGCCUGAUAAGGAUCAGACGAGCGUCUCACGCAAACAAAUGCUUGCACGACUUGAUGUUUGUAUGGGUGGACGUGUUGCAGAAGAGCUAAUCUUUGGGGAAAAUGAAGUUACUUCAGGUGCAUCUAAUGAUCUCAACCAAGCAACAGCUCUUGCAAGAGCAAUGGUCACGAAGUAUGGUAUGAGCAAAGAAGUUGGGGUUGUCACCCACAACUAUGAUGACAAUGGGAAGAGCAUGAGCACAGAAACUAGGCUUCUCAUAGAAAAAGAAGUGAAGUAUUUCUUGGAAAGAGCUUACAACAAUGCGAAAACCAUUCUUACCACCCAUAACAAGGAGCUCCAUGCCCUUGCCAAUGCCUUGCUUGAGCAUGAGACACUGUCGGGUAACCAGAUAAAGGCUCUGCUUGCCCAAUUGAACUCUCAGCAGCAGCAACAGCAGCAGCAAGUAGUUUCCACACAGAGUAACUCACAGUCUAAUCCAGUCCCUCCAUCAACACCCAAUCCAGCUGCAUCUGCUGCCGCAGCAGCAGCUGCAGCAGCAGCGGCAGCGGCUGCAACUGCUGCAGCCAAGUCUAAAGGCAUCGCUCCCGUUGGUUCUUAGCAUGAGGUUGGAGUUAUCGAUCAGCCACGGAUUAUGAUACCUUGGAUGAAUUUGUUAUCAAGGGUUUAUUUCUAUAUCAUCUCCAAUCAUGUCACUUCUUUAUACACACGCACACACACCAACUUGUAGAUCGCUCCCCAGGUGAUCGAAUUAUUGGUAGAAAAAAAAAGGAUAAGCUUCUUGGAAGUUCAGCUACGGUGUUUUUUGGCCCCCUAAAGAAUAGAAUUUAAGCUACAGCUGAGGUCAUAUACUAUGUACUUGUGUACAAGCAUUGAUGUAUUUCCUAAUUUAAAAUGUUUAAAAGAUAAUAGCAAAAUUUAUUAUGGGAUUUUUUAUGGUGUGA